Messenger RNA from Hibiscus syriacus, 696 nucleotides. Its product is annotated as SKP1-like protein 1B. The transcript has 2 exons. Gene Ontology annotation, cellular component: cytoplasm; nucleus. Gene Ontology annotation, molecular function: cullin family protein binding. The record is from RefSeq and is a predicted model, not a curated record. Bases 82 to 546 code for a protein of 154 amino acids. Lineage: Eukaryota; Viridiplantae; Streptophyta; Magnoliopsida; Malvales; Malvaceae. Gene Ontology annotation, biological process: SCF-dependent proteasomal ubiquitin-dependent protein catabolic process.
UCCUCUCUCUUUUUUUACCAAAAAAACCCUGAUUAGUUGAAUCUCUUGCUUUCAAUCUGUUGAAGAAUUGAUUUCAAAAAGAUGUCGGGGAGAAAGAUUACUUUGAAGAGCUCGGACGGCGAAUCCUUCGAGGUCGAUGAAGCGGUGGCUUUGGAAUCUCAGACCAUCAAACAUAUGAUCGAAGACGACUGCGCCGAUAACGGAAUCCCCUUGCCCAAUGUCACCAGUAAGAUCCUCGCCAAGGUCAUUGAGUACUGCAAAAAGCACGUUGAUGCUCCUAGGACCGACGAUCGAUCAGCCGAUGAAGACCUUAAGACUUGGGACGCUGACUUCGUCAAGGUCGAUCAAGCUACUCUCUUCGAUCUCAUUUUGGCAGCAAACUAUUUGAACAUCAAAGGCUUGCUGGAUCUUACAUGUCAAACCGUUGCUGACAUGAUAAAGGGAAAGACCCCUGAAGAGAUCAGGAAGACAUUUAACAUCAAGAAUGACUUCACCCCUGAGGAGGAGGAGGAAGUUCGCCGGGAGAAUCAGUGGGCUUUUGAAUGAACUAUUGACUAUUUGGAUGUUAUGAAAGCCUGGUAUAUUAGAUGCAUAUAGUUAUUAUUGCUUUACUUCUUUCGCUGUUUUCAUUGGUACUUUUGGAUUUUCUGAGUUCUUUAAGUGACUUGUAUGUUUAGUAUCAAAUGAUUUUCAUGA